Fusarium venenatum is the source of this 1404-nucleotide messenger RNA. Lineage: Eukaryota; Fungi; Ascomycota; Sordariomycetes; Hypocreales; Nectriaceae. The record is from RefSeq and is a predicted model, not a curated record.
AUGGCGACUCCAACUGAUGAUGUCCCUUCUAAGGACAAGGAGAACAUCAAGGACGGCGAUGCGGAUGUUGUGCCUCCACCUAAUCUGCCUGCGUCGCUUCAAGGUGUCGCAAAGCAAGGCAAAUUGAGGAAGAGCAAGGCGCUCGUUCACCGCGGCCCUACCGCUCUCCCCAAGGAUCGAGGAACUGGUUUCGAGGAGUUCUUUGCUGAUCCGCCCAUGACCCCUGAUGAGGCCAAGGAGGAGACGGACGAGAUCUAUGCUCCUGACGUUCCCUUUGCAGAGCGCAUGCAAUCUUGCAUCCAGCGCUUCCGCUCCAGACGCCGUCUUCAGGGCUCCCGAAUUCUUUACUUCAAAGAGUACCUUUUCCUUGGAGGUGUCGAUUGCGCGCCCAACACCUUUGGUGGUCUCAGCCAGCAGGAACUGAAGGACCUCACCCCCGCUGAGCGUCGACAAGCCACUGCAAAGGAUGUCAUCUGGGCCAGUUCUGCAGCCGGAGACCGAUUCUACAACGGCGAUGAAGAAAAAUGGUCGGUCGACUUUGCCGGCGUUGCUGCUGGUUUCUUCGCUGUCACUCUAGUCCACCUCACUUCUAGUGAACUGGGGCCCAUGCUGGAGGGUAUCAGUACCGUCGAGAACUUUCUCCGAUACGUUCUUCAGCACAAUGUCUGUCCCGAGUAUGAAGACGACGUCAAGGCUGCAAUGGAAGUCUGCAAGAUUGCCGCCGAGGAAUGGCCCAUGUUUCAAGAGCUUUGUGCUGCACUCCCUGGGCAGUUCAAUCUGGCUGCCGCCGAACUUUACUGUCCCGAAGACGUCUCCAAGCAGUCAUGGUCGUUCUUGGAUUUCAAGCGUCCUGAGGGUUUCGAUCCUACGUCUGCCUUUUUUACGGCUUUUGCACUCAUGGACGAGCCGGAGUUAUUCGAAAGAUUGACUACCAAAAAGCCUACCAUCACUCGCGAGUUCACGUGUACACUGGAGUUGGUCCAGACGUUCCGUCCCAGCGACGAUAUCGUCAAGCGGUUCAAGUCUCUUGUCAUCAAUGACAAGGCAGCUUAUCAUGCCCCUGUCGGCAAGGCAAUCUUCAAGCAGGGUGUCAUUGAGGACGACUGGGAGAGACAACCUACUGAAUGGCCAACUGAUGAAGAAAUCAUGACACUUUUCUUUGACGAUGUUCUUCUGUCGAAAAUGAUGCCAGGGAUGAGAAUGGAAGCGGUCGUUUGUGAAUUGGAUGCUGGUUUGCGAUUUAUUAAGAGCAUCGAGAGCAUCGUCCCGUCAUUCUACGUCUACCUCCCCCAAGAGAUGAUGCGACACUACAAGGAGCCAAAAGAGGAUGAACGUCCUGCUAAAUCGGUGCAUGAUGCUAAUGGAAAUGAAAACGACGCCGGGAAGGGGGAUGGACAAGAAUGA